Molecule: messenger RNA, 561 nt
Organism: Fusarium keratoplasticum
Lineage: Eukaryota; Fungi; Ascomycota; Sordariomycetes; Hypocreales; Nectriaceae
Exons: 2
Coding region: 1-561 (186 amino acids)
Source: RefSeq, a predicted model, not a curated record
AUGGCUGCUCCAGCUGAAAAGACCAUCACCGACCUCAACGGUAAAUGGCUUCUCAACAAGACGCUCUCCGAUAGCUCCGAGCCCAUCCUCGCGCUCCAGGGCAUCGGCUACCUCACGCGCAAGGGCAUCAACAUUGCCACCAUCACCCUCGACAUCAACCAGUACACGGCCCCGCCCAAGCCGCCCAACACGUCGACCGACCUCUUCACCCACGUCGACAUUGUGCAGUCGGCGUCGGGCCUGACGAGCACCAAGGAGAACCGCUGCCUCGACGAGACGUUCCGUGAGCACUCGGACUGGCUGUUUGGCAACGUCAAGGGCAGCUCCAAGUUUGUCACGCUCGACGAGAUCGACGACGACUUCCUCAAGCAGGGCUGGCUGCCCGACCAGCCCAAGUUCAUCCGCAGCUACGUCGAGAGCCAGGGCAACGGCUGGAUCGCCACCCAGAUCUGGGGCUUUGAGGAGAUCAAGGGCGAGAGGAGGUACGUGAGGCAUGUGCUGGUGACCAAGGGCAGCGAGAGGGUCACGGCCAAGCUCGUGUACGACUACCAACAGGAGUAA